GUAGACCAGGGGCGGGAAGAGAUGCUAGGAAGAGACAGGCCCACUUUUCCCAAACUGUACAAGGGAGCGCCUGUAGUUUCAGGUUAGGAGCAACAGGUAACAAAUUAAAGAUGCCCGGCACAGCAAGACACGACCGGGAGAUGGCAAUCCGGGCCAAAAGAGACCUUGCCAAAACUACAGAUCCAAUCGAGAGACUUCGCCUUCAGUGCCUAGCAAGGGGCUCCGCUGGCAUCAAAGGCCUCGCCAGGGUCUUUCGAAUCAUGGAUGAUGACAACAGCAGGAGUAUCGAUUUCAAAGAGUUCUUGAAAGGCCUCAAUGAUUAUGCUGUGAUGAUUGAAAAAGAUGAAGCUGAAAAGAUCUUCAAGAUCUUUGAUAAAGAUGGGAGUGGAACAAUAGACUUCGAUGAAUUUCUCAUAACAUUAAGGCCUCCCAUGUCUAACGCAAGAAAAGAAGUCAUCAUGCAAGCCUUUCGAAAGCUAGACAGGACCGGGGAUGGGAUUGUCACCAUUGAAGAUUUACGAGGAGUCUACAAUGCAAAACACCACCCCAAGUACCAGAAUGGGGAAUGGUCCGAAGAGCAAGUUUUUAGGCUGUUUCUGGAUAACUUCGAUUCGCCUUAUGAUAAAGACGGACAGGUCACACCAGAAGAAUUUAUGAACUAUUACGCAGGUGUCAGUGCUUCAAUAGACACAGAUGUCUACUUCAUUGUGAUGAUGAAAAACGCUUGGAAAAUCUGAUUUUGUUAUUGUAAUGCAAAGUGCUACUGCAGUUGUUGUCGUUAUUGUAAACAUCUCGUAAGCCCCAUAUACAGGACAGUGCUGCUGUAUUCAGAGCAGUAACCAGCUGCACCAUUCCUAGGAGUGAAUUAGAAGAAGCAAUAGCCAAAAUUAUCACCGUGCCUAUUAUUUUGGGAAGACUGAUCUCACUGAGGGACUGUGCUUUUUGUUUCAGCAAACAGGGAUUCCUAAUGUAACAAAUGUGAACAGGGGACAGGAGGACAGAAGUAGUGCUUGAGUCAGGGAUGAUAAGCCCUUCCCCCACCUGCUGCUUUUCAACUCCUU
Molecule: messenger RNA, 1061 nt
Organism: Lacerta agilis (Sand lizard)
Lineage: Eukaryota; Metazoa; Chordata; Lepidosauria; Squamata; Lacertidae
Gene: CAPSL
Product: calcyphosine like
Exons: 5
Coding region: 111-737 (208 amino acids)
Molecular function (GO): calcium ion binding
Source: RefSeq, a predicted model, not a curated record